GGAAGGAACGCACAAACCCCACAGAGACUCUCCUCGCUGAAGGUCCCUUGUCCUACGCGUGCAGAGCAGAGGUGAUGAGUGUGUGCGGGAGGAAGGCUCUGACGCUGCUGAGCAGUGUGUUUGCUGUGUGCAGUCUGGGCCUGUUGGGAAUUGCCGUCAGCACAGACUACUGGCUCUACCUGGAGGAGGGAAUCAUCAUGCCUCUCAACCAGAGCACAGAGAUACGCAUGUCCCUCCACUCAGGCCUCUGGAGAGUCUGUUUCCUGGCAGGAAAAGAGAAGGGACGUUGCUUCACCAUCGAGUAUGUCAUGCCUGUGAACGUCCAGAUCACAUCAGAGUCCACAGUCAGCGUCCUGAAGAUGAUCCGCUCAGCCACACCGUUCCCACUGGUCAGUCUUUUUUUCAUGUUCAUCGGCUUCGUUCUGAGCAACAUCGGCCAUAUUCGGCCCCACCGCACCAUCCUAGCAUUCGUCUCUGGAAUCUUCUUCAUUCUCUCAGGUCUUUCUCUAGUAGUUGGUCUGGUGUUAUAUAUCUCCAACAUCAACGAUGAGAUGCUGAACAGAACGAAGACAAACGAAGCGUACUUCAGCUACAAAUACGGCUGGUCUUUCGCCUUCGCGGCCAUCUCCUUCCUGCUCACUGAGGCGGCAGGCGUGAUGUCUGUCUACCUGUUCAUGAAGCGAUAUACAGCGGAGGAGCUGUACCGGCCUCAUUCAAAUUUCUACGGGCCGCGUCUCAGUAACUGCUCCGAUUACUCGGCUCAGUUCCUUCACCCGGACGCAUGGACACGAGGACGCAGCCCGUCAGACAUCUCCAGCGAAGCUUCACUCCAAAUGAGCUCUAACUACCCCGCUCUGCUCAAGUGUCCUGAGCAUAUUUCCUCUUCCCCCUGCUGAGCGAGAGAGCUCUGUCACUCGCAAACAUGCACGCACAGAAAGGUUUGACUUGACACAGCGAAUUAAGAUUACUUUAUCAGGAUUUGAUGUGAUUUUUUUUUUUUCUUUUGAGAAAGGGUAUUAUCCAGUUCAGUGUGCCUCAUGUUUCAAUCCUACAGUACAGCUGCUAGUCAUGCUAGCACAGAGCGGAUAUGUUAACUGCCUUUUUCUUGAACGUUUUGUUUUUUGGGAGCAUUUGAUAUGUUU
Neoarius graeffei (lesser salmon catfish) is the source of this 1142-nucleotide messenger RNA. RefSeq names its product calcium channel, voltage-dependent, gamma subunit 5a (gene cacng5a). The coding region runs from base 75 to 896 and encodes 273 amino acids. Gene Ontology annotation, biological process: transmission of nerve impulse; positive regulation of synaptic transmission, glutamatergic; neurotransmitter receptor internalization. Gene Ontology annotation, molecular function: channel regulator activity; voltage-gated calcium channel activity. Gene Ontology annotation, cellular component: AMPA glutamate receptor complex; postsynaptic density membrane. Lineage: Eukaryota; Metazoa; Chordata; Actinopteri; Siluriformes; Ariidae. The record is from RefSeq and is a predicted model, not a curated record. The transcript is spliced from 6 exons.